AAGCAACCCACUAUUAGAUCUUUCAUAAUUGCUGGGUAGCAGAAAUUAGCAGAGUUAAAAGAGAGAUAGAGACAAACAGGGAAUUCCUAAUAAGAUGAGAUCAGUGCUCCUCGCCAUAUCUUUGACCUCCAUGUUUCUGCUUCCAUCCUCUUCUUCCUCUCCAACGCACUGGUCAUCAGAUCCGUUGUUGGAUCACAGUGGGUUCAACAGCUUGAAAGCAGCAGCAGAUGUUGAGAAACUUGGGAGGGGCCAUGGUGGAACAGCCGGAAGUGGAGGGUCAGGUGGUAUACCAGACAACAGCGGCGGUGGUGGAAACGUGCCUGCG
This is a messenger RNA of Linum tenue, 325 nucleotides long. Lineage: Eukaryota; Viridiplantae; Streptophyta; Magnoliopsida; Malpighiales; Linaceae. The record is from the annotation of a GenBank genome assembly.